AUGGCUACCGUGAAAAAGUCUGCAACCGUUCGGGCCCACCCUCCAGCAAUCAAGAUGGUGGUUGCCGCUAUCGUGGCACUGAAGGAGAAAAACGGUUCGUCCAGUCAAGCCAUCAGAAAGUACAUCAAGGACACAUUCCAAGUCGACAUGGACAGGCAGGCCGUUUUCAUCCGAAAAGCCCUCAAUACCGGUGUGCAGAAGGGAGUUCUUAUCCAGACCAAGGGCAAGGGAGCUUCCGGUUCAUUCAAAUUGGACCCAGCAAAGGACAAGGCCAAGGAACAGGCGGAGAAGGUCAAAGAACGAGCCAAGGCCAAGAAAGAGAAGGAUCAAGCAAAGAAAGCAGAGAUGAAAGCCAAGAAAGCAGAGAAAGCCGCAGCCAAGAAGGAGAAGGCCAAGAAAACCAAGAUAACCAAGAAGAAGACUCCAAAGAAAAUCGUCAAGAAGACACCCACCAAGAAAGUUGCAGCCAAGAAAACAGCAGCCAAGCCAUCAAAGAAAGUCGCCAAGCCCAGCAAAGCCGCAAAGAGUCCAAAGCCAAAGAAGGGAGUUCUUAUCCAGACCAAGGGCAAGGGAGCUUCCGGUUCAUUCAAAUUGGACCCAGCAAAGGACAAGGCCAAGGAACAGGCGGAGAAGGUCAAAGAACGAGCCAAGGCCAAGAAAGAGAAGGAUCAAGCAAAGAAAGCAGAGAUGAAAGCCAAGAAAGCAGAGAAAGCCGCAGCCAAGAAGGAGAAGGCCAAGAGAACCAAGAUAACCAAGAAGAAAACUCCAAAGAAAAUCGUCAAGAAGACACCCACCAAGAAAGUUGCAGCCAAGAAAACAGCAGCCAAGCCAUCAAAGAAAGUCGCCAAGCCCAGCAAAGCCGCAAAGAGUCCAAAGCCAAAGUGGUCGUUUCAGGCUUAG
This is a messenger RNA of Asterias rubens (European starfish), 900 nucleotides long. RefSeq names its product late histone H1-like. Bases 1 to 900 code for a protein of 299 amino acids. The record is from RefSeq and is a predicted model, not a curated record. Gene Ontology annotation, biological process: negative regulation of DNA recombination; chromosome condensation; nucleosome assembly. NCBI's taxonomy places the organism in Eukaryota, Metazoa, Echinodermata, Asteroidea, Forcipulatida, Asteriidae. The transcript is spliced from 3 exons. Gene Ontology annotation, molecular function: nucleosomal DNA binding; structural constituent of chromatin; double-stranded DNA binding. Gene Ontology annotation, cellular component: nucleosome; nucleus.